CAAUACCACACCGAUGUAAAUUAGAUAUAUACUUUGUUUUUGUCGUAAAUUUUACUGUAUCAUAGAUAUGAACCACAGGUGUAGUGUAUUUGCAAAUGCUUGCCUUAAACUUCCAGUGGAUCCCGUCAGUAAAAUGCCUAAACCCGACUAUGAGAGAAAAGACAAGUUUGUAACCGCACAGAACUCCAUCGAUUCUUCUUCAACUUGUUCUGUGAACAUUGUAAAUGUAAAUACGGAGAAAAUAAAAGAUUUCUACCGCUCAAUUCCUGAUUAUAAUGAAAUAAAUCAUCUCCCGACUGAAGAAUUCUAUUCUACGUUAAGAUCUUUAAGACAAAAGAAAAAAGUUAUGCUAGAAUAUGCUGUGGAUUUAAUAAAUGAUUGUAAUGGGGAUAAUUUGCAAGCAAAAGAGGAAGCUUACACGAAUGAGACUAAAAUAACUGAUAAGCCUGUUAAAUCUAAUUAUGAUGGUACACUGAGGCGUAAAUACAGUGCAGAGAGAAAAGAUAAAACCUCAGAGUUCAAUGGAGCUGCAAGGAUAAAUAGAAGACGUGUUUCUGAUUGUUCUAAUAAUAACCUAACUGUUUCUUCUAUGAAACAACCGAGUAAAAAGCUGACUGUAACAAAUAUCGAAGUUAAAAUAGAUGACGAUCCUAAAAUAAAUCCGGUUAAAUGUAGUUCCAUGAAAGAGAAGACGUCGAAACCAAAAAGAAACCAUUCGGCAUGUUCCAUAUCCUGGAACGAUGAUCAAAUCGAAAAGAAGAACGAAGUCGACCAGAAGUUUGACAAGUUUUUUGACGGAGCGGAAUAUUCAAGACUGAAGAAAGGUAACAUGGACGACAAUGAGUUUAAAACUCAAAGUAUGCCUUCUAGUCCGUUGAGAGCUAAGCGUUUUGGGUCACCCCAGAGGAGACGUAAGAGUAUAACUGUGCCGAAGCCGUUUAAAAUGACAGAAAGAGAUGAAGAAGUGAGAGCAGUGAACAAGCUUCGUAGCCUGCAAAAGUCGUUCUCCGAAGAUAUGCUUCACAGGAAAUGCGACCGCCAGCAAUUUCGGACCAAACCUGUCCCCAUGGAGUCCCGGAUACCUCUCUACGACAAAAUUCUUGAGGAUCAAGCGAUGAGGAGAGCUAUAACGAAAAUCAACAGCGAAGCAGAGCUCCGCGCUAAAAUGAAGCCUUUCAGUUUUACAAAAAGGGAAGAAGGUGGAUUAGAAGCAGGGAGAGCCUGUGAACGAGCGAUCCAUGCCCUGCCGAAGCCAAAGAAAAAGAAAAGAUUUCGCGCAAGGCCAGUGCCUAAGAAUUUGUUUUCAAACUAUUUUUAUGAUAAAAUGAAGGAGGACGAGUUUUUCAGGUCAAUGAACCGGCGAAUCAGAUCAGAAGAAAUGCUCCGAAGCGCCAACCUCCCCGGUUCCAUGGCCAUGCGAGAUCGCAGCCGGCUAUCCACUCCAGCAGCCCACAGCGAUCUGCCCAUCGAUCCGUCUCCUGGCAUCCCGUCUGUCAGUUCUUCUGACAGACAGAGGAGUAGGAGUCCGGAGAAAAGGAACAGAUACGAGAAAACGGCGAAGGAAGACUUUAUUACGACUAGUCCGAAGCCGUUUAGGUUCAAUACGGCUCACAGAGCGGCUAAGAAGAUGCAAGAUGUAGCAAAGAAAAUGUCCCAAGAAAGCAAAAGCACCGAAAACGUUGGUACCAGCGCCGAUGUCGGAGUUAUGCGAGGGUUGUCCGCCCUGGAGCUCCGAGCUGCAGCCUCGGGCCGAUCGAACCUGGCGGCUCUGCUGAGGGCCGAGGCCGUCCGCCGACGCUUUGAGAUGGACGCGGCCAGUAGGAUGGCAGAGCAGCGGAGAAUACGCGAGAUACAUUACAGAGAUCGCUUGCUGAGAUCUAAUCCUGCGUGGACUCUUGUUAAAAAUAAUGCUGAAGAAGAUAUCGCCAUGCGUCUUCAAACCCGACGCGACGAGGAGCGAAUGAGGCGAGAAGAAUUCCUCCACGAAAUGGAACUUAUGUAUGGAAGAGUCCAACAACAACCUCUGCUCUUUGAGAGAUAUUACGCACCUCGCUCUCACUCCGCUCCUGUUGACUACAUACAACUCUCACCGAGAAAAACCAAGAAAAGGAGCUCCAGGAAAUGUAAAACAUACCAUUUUAAUACUCCUAGCGUAUCGCGAAAAGACUCCCUGCAUGACUACAAUGGCAACAUGAUGGAAUAUUUAAAUAGAAUAGAAAAUGACGAAAAAUCUUACUCUAAUUCGGAAGAUGCUAUUGAUAGUUUUGAUGGUAAGUGA
This is a messenger RNA of Cydia strobilella, 2278 nucleotides long. RefSeq names its product protein FAM161B. The coding region runs from base 68 to 2278 and encodes 736 amino acids. Gene Ontology annotation, cellular component: cilium. Lineage: Eukaryota; Metazoa; Arthropoda; Insecta; Lepidoptera; Tortricidae. Gene Ontology annotation, biological process: cilium organization. The transcript has 6 exons. The record is from RefSeq and is a predicted model, not a curated record.